Molecule: messenger RNA, 981 nt
Organism: Apiotrichum porosum
Lineage: Eukaryota; Fungi; Basidiomycota; Tremellomycetes; Trichosporonales; Trichosporonaceae
Exons: 1
Coding region: 1-981 (326 amino acids)
Source: RefSeq, a predicted model, not a curated record
AUGUCCCAGCCCGCCGCCGCCGACCCAGCGGACACACCGUUCAACACGCUUCGGCUUAUCGAGCGCCGCGAGAAGCUGGCCGUUAUUAUCCGGGAGAAGAACGACCUGCAGGACAUGCUCUUGGAGGAGAAGAUGCAGAUCUCCAAGGAACUUCGCGUCUGUGUGCGCGACCUGGCCGACCACGAGAUGGAGAUGGCAAGGAUCAAGCGCGAGCUCCACGCCCACGACCGCGCGGUCCACCAGCGUAAAGUGCUGGAGAGCAUCGAAAAGGAGUCGCGCAUGGCCUUGGCGGCCGCCAUGCCCAUGUCAAAGCGCAAGUUUGACGAGGCCAUGGUGUCUGCAAGUGCCAGUAUGCCGACACAGGAGCGGGUCGCCGGAUACUUUCGCAACGGUGGUGUCGCGCACACGACUCUGGCCGACCACACAAAGUUCAUGAAGGUGCUUGUCGACCUGCAUCGUUCUCGGACCGCCAUCCAGUCGCAGUCGCUGGACCAGGCCCACGCUCAACCGCCUCCACACCGCGACUCCACCCAGCCUCCGUUCCACCUCCAAGCGCCCACAAUGCGCUCGCCACUUAUUCCCCCUCCCCCCCUCCCCGCGGCCGCCCCCGCGUCUGCGACUGUGACCCCCAUCGCUUCCACUGCUACAUCUCCGGCAACGACCACCAAGCCCCUCGCGGCUCCACAGUCCAAGCAGGAGCAGCUGCGGCUAUACGUCAUCCGCUGGCGCGAAGUCAUCAACUACGAGCGCCUGACGGUGCAGGGCGACCCGUUUGCGUCCUACGAGGCCCGGUCGCUUGGCGCAGCGCGCGCAGAAGUGGCGCUGGAACAUAUCGAGGCGAGCCUGAGCGCGCUGCAUAGUGCCAAACAGCCGAGAAUGUCCGCCGCAAACGUUGUUGGAGCGACGGAUGCCGAGCGAGACGAGGUCGGCGCGCACGGCACGCACGGCGGACCGGGUACCCGGACCGGCACGGCAGCGUGA